This is a messenger RNA of Bombina bombina (fire-bellied toad), 2085 nucleotides long. RefSeq names its product BUD13 homolog (gene BUD13). Gene Ontology annotation, cellular component: U2-type spliceosomal complex; RES complex. Gene Ontology annotation, biological process: mRNA splicing, via spliceosome. The record is from RefSeq and is a predicted model, not a curated record. The coding region runs from base 24 to 1826 and encodes 600 amino acids. NCBI's taxonomy places the organism in Eukaryota, Metazoa, Chordata, Amphibia, Anura, Bombinatoridae. The transcript has 11 exons. Gene Ontology annotation, molecular function: RNA binding.
GUGUACUUCCGCCCGGUGUAACGAUGGCGGCGGCUGGUAAUAUGUCUAAGGCCGAGUACCUUCGUCGGUACUUGGAGCCUGACAGCGACCAGGAGACCGUGCGGCGAAAACGGAAAAAGAAGCGACCGGAGGGACGAGGAAUGCGGAUAGUAGAUGAUGAUGUUGAAGAUUGGAAGAAAGAAAGUGAAAAGCCAGAUGCUACCCUGGAGGAAGAGGAAGAUCAGCCUGUGGUGGCUGAGUUUGUAGACGAACGCCCUGAGGAGGUGAAGCGCAUGGAAGAAUUUAAGAACACAAAUAAAUGGCGAGUGAUCCAAGAUACUGGAGACACAUCACCAAGAGGACACCUACCACAGGCCCCCGAAGCACGGGUUGGAGCCAACAGCCUUACAAGUUUGCAGAGUGAAAAGCAAAACUCUUCAGAUUCAUCUCUUCCUCGCGAAGGAAGGCACGACUCGCCAGACCCCUCUCCUACUCGUGAAGGAAGGCACGACUCGCCAGACCCUUCUCCUCCCCGUGCAGGAAGGCACGACUCGCCAGAUUCCUCUCCUCCUCGUAGGGGCCGGCAGGACUCGCCAGAUCCCUCUCCUCGUAGGGGCCGGCAGGACUCGUCAGACCUUUCUCCACAUAAGGGCCGACGCGACUCGUCAGACCCCUCUCCUCCUCGUAGGGGCAGACACGACUCGCCAGACCCGUCUCCUCCUCGUAAACAAAAAGACAACUCUGACCUCUCUCCUCGCAGAGGCAAACCUAACUCCCUACAAACGUCUUCACCAUACAGGGUGAAAGAGAGAGAACCAAAAACUUUUAAAUCCUCUCAUGUAAAUGGCAAAAGUUUACAAGCCCAGAGGCCAAGAUCUCACUCACCCACUUAUAAGGAUAAGAGAAGAAAUUCUGAUUCUGAUUUCUCCCCACCUCGAAAGAAGAAAUCUAAUUCGCUAGUGCAGAACAAAGGGAAAGAAGGGCAAAUGUCUGGCACUUCCUCACCUCGCCAUGGCCAGAGCAGGGGCUCUGAUUCGGACCUGUCUCCCCCACGGUGUGCCCAGAGGCGGGGCUCUGAUUCGGAUCUAUCUCCCCCACGGUGUGCCCAGAGGCGGGGCUCUGAUUCGGACCUGUCUCCCCCACGGCGUGACCAGAGGAGGGGCUCUGACUCUGACCUGUCUCCUCCUCGGGGCAAAAAUGGAAGAAUGAGGCACCCUGAAGAUGUUUCCUCUGGGAGAACAGGAAGGAGCUCUAUGCUGUCAGGAGGUCGCGCAGGGCUGGUGUCUGCAGAGGUUCUGAGGGAGGAAAAAAAGGAGCAGAAAAUACUACAGAGAGACAACAAACAUUUGGAAGAUGAUUCAAAAAAUGCACAGACAGUUUUCCGGGAUAAGAGCGGGAAACGUAGAGAUCUGAAGUUGGAACGUGAGGAACAACGUCAGAAACAGGCAGCUCAAGAGCAGAAGGAUGAACAGUAUGCUCAGUGGGGUCGAGGGCUCGCUCAGAAAGAGCAACAACGUCAGAACUUGGAGCAUGCAGCCAAAGAGAUACAGAAGCCUCUCGCACGAUACAUUGAUGAUGCUGACCUGGACAAGAUGCUGCGGGAGCAGGAGAGGGAGGGUGACCCUAUGGCUAAGUUCUUGCAGAAGAAAAAGGCCAGCGAGACCAAGAAAGAGCGACCAAGAUACAAAGGAACAAAUCCGCCUCCCAACAGGUUUAACAUCUGGCCAGGUUAUCGCUGGGAUGGAGUUGACAGGUCAAAUGGUUUUGAGAAGCAGAUGUUUGCGAGGCAGUCUGACAAGAAGGCUAUGCAGGAGGCUGCCUACAAGUGGAGUGUGGAAGACAUGUGAGCUACAGUAUGACGUAAUAUUAGGACAUGUCUGUGGACACAUUGUGCCACUGUCUGGUCCUGCUGUCCUGCAAGAAGAAUUUCUGCCAUCUGCCCGGCUCAGGGUCAACAGAAGACAUUUGCAAGAUACAGAGAUUUUUCUAUAUUUUAUUAGUUUUAAAUCCACAAACUGUUGUUCUGUAUUUGUAUUGUGAAUGGACCAGAGUUUUUCUUGGAAUAUAUGAAACUUUAUUUUUGUUUGUAUUAAAUUCUAAAUGUUU